Zeugodacus cucurbitae (melon fly) is the source of this 940-nucleotide messenger RNA. The record is from the annotation of a RefSeq genome assembly. NCBI's taxonomy places the organism in Eukaryota, Metazoa, Arthropoda, Insecta, Diptera, Tephritidae.
AUAGAAUUAAUUUUAUCAAUUAUUGGCAGUUUAAUUUUAGUAAUCUGUGUUUUAGUGAGAGUUGCUUUUUUAACUCUCUUGGAGCGUAAAGUAUUAGGCUAUAUUCAAAUUCGUAAGGGACCUAAUAAGGUUGGAUUAAUAGGUAUUCCCCAACCCUUUUGUGAUGCGAUUAAGUUAUUUACUAAGGAACAAACUUAUCCUCUUUUGUCAAAUUAUAUUUCUUAUUAUUUUUCUCCUAUUUUUUCUUUAUUUCUUUCUUUAGUAGCUUGGUUGUGUAUUCCUUUAUUUGUAAAGGUAUUUUCUUUUAAUUUAGGAUUAUUGUUUUUUUUAUGUUGUACUAGUUUAGGUGUUUAUACUGUUAUGGUGGCUGGGUGAUCUUCUAAUUCUAACUAUGCUUUAUUAGGGGGACUUCGGGCUGUUGCUCAAACAAUUUCUUAUGAAGUUAGUAUAGCAUUGGUUUUAUUGUCUUUUGUUUUUUUAAUUGGGGGUUAUAAUAUUUUAUAUUUUUUUUAUUAUCAAAAAAGAAUUUGAUUUUUGGUUAUUUUAUUUCCAAUUAGAUUAUUUUGGUUUUGUAUUUGUCUAGCAAAAACUAAUCGGACUCCUUUUGAUUUUGCUGAAGGAGAAUCUGAAUUAGUAUCUGGGUUUAAUAUUGAAUAUAGAAAAGGGGGAUUUGCUUUGAUUUUUAUGGCUGAAUAUGCUAGUAUUUUGUUUAUAAGAAUAUUGUUUUGUGUAAUUUUUUUAGGGUGUGAUUUAUUUAAUGUUAUAUUUUAUGUUAAGUUAACAUUUAUUUCAUUUGUUUUCAUCUGAGCUCGGGGGACUUUACCUCGGUUUCGUUAUGAUAAAUUAAUAUAUUUAGCUUGAAAGAGUUUUUUACCUUUUUCAUUAAAUUUUUUAAUAGUUAUUAUGGGAUUUAAAUUAUUAUUAAUUUGUUACAUGUGGU